AUGUCUGUGGCAAACAUCUGUUACAACUUACGACCAGAGUACGACUUACGACCAGAGUACAACCUACGACUAGAGUACAACCUACGACCAGAGUACAACUUACGACCAGAGUACAACUUACGACCAGAGUACAACUACGACCAGAGUACAACUUACGACCAGAGUACAACUUACGACCAGACGUUGCCCUCUGACCUUCCUUCUGCGUUGUCCUCUGACCUUCCCUCGGCGUUGCCCUCUUACCUUCCCUCGGCGUUGCCCUCUGACCUUCCUUCUGCGUUGUCCUUUGAUCUUCCCUCUGCGUUGCCCUCUUACCUUCCCUCAGCGUUGCCCUCUGACCUUCCUUCUGCGUUGUCCUCUGACCUUCCCUCGGCGUUGCCCUCUUACCUUCCCUCGGCGUUGCCCUCUGACCUUCCUUCUGCGUUGUCCUUUGAUCUUCCCUCUGCGUUGCCCUCUUACCUUCCCUCAGCGUUGCCCUCUGACCUUCCUUCUGCGUUGUCCUCUGACCUUCCCUCGGCGUUGCCCUCUUACCUUCCCUCGGCGUUGCCCUCUGACCUUCCUUCUGCGUUGUCCUUUGAUCUUCCCUCUGCGUUGCCCUCUUACCUUCCCUCAGCGUUGCCCUCUGACCUUCCUUCUGCGUUGUCCUCUGACCUUCCCUCGGCGUUGCCCUCUUACCUUCCCUCGGCGUUGCCCUCUGACCUUCCUUCUGCGUUGUCCUUUGAUCUUCCCUCUGCGUUGCCCUCUUACCUUCCCUCAGCGUUGCCCUCUGACCUUCCUUCUGCGUUGUCCUCUGACCUUCCCUCGGCGUUGCCCUCUUACCUUCCCUCGGCGUUGCCCUCUGACCUUCCUUCUGCGUUGUCCUUUGAUCUUCCCUCUGCGUUGCCCUCUUACCUUCCCUCAGCGUUGCCCUCUGAACUUCCCCUUGGCGUUGCCCUCUUACCUUCCCUCGGCGUUGCCCUCUGA
Messenger RNA from Hyalella azteca, 963 nucleotides. RefSeq names its product cell surface glycoprotein 1-like. The transcript is spliced from 2 exons. The record is from RefSeq and is a predicted model, not a curated record. The coding region runs from base 1 to 963 and encodes 320 amino acids. Lineage: Eukaryota; Metazoa; Arthropoda; Malacostraca; Amphipoda; Hyalellidae.